AAAUGGCAGAAAAAAAUUCCUAAUGAAAUUGUUAUACCUUCCUGUUCAAAAUAUGAAGUAAUUGAUACUAAGUUAAAUACUGAAAAAAAGAGAGAAUUAUCAAUAUCUGAAUCUGAAGAUGAAUGCAAUGAAUGAUGUUAACUAUGAUGAGGAGUUUAUGUAUCAGCCACCCAACAAAAAAAUUAAAUAUGAUAUUGAAAUGAGUACAGACUCCUUUAACUUGAAUGAAAACAGUAUUGGGUUUAUCAACAAAAUUAACUCGACCAAGUCAUGUCAAAAUACUAAAAGUCUUUCCGAUGAUGAGGUAAAAGUAUUGUUAGAGUUAUCAUAUAAUUUUGAUGACGAAGACAACAUUCACAGCAAAGUCCAAACAAUCGAAGAUGUAACCAAGAAUAUUAACGAUUUUGAAAAUAUAUUAGAACCAGUUGAUGAUGUAUGUAUUAAUGAAAGUUUAACAUGUCAAGAAAAAAUAAGCUUAAUUUCAAACUCCAAUCAAGAAUAUGAGUUACCAAAGACUGUGUCUGCGAUUUAUGAACACAAUAAUUAUUUUACUGAUUUAAAAAAUAUUCCAGACUGUGCAGUACAAUUGAAUAUGUCAAUUGUAUCAAAUGAAACAGUACUGGAUGAUAAGAAAAAUAGUAUUUUUUUUGAAGAUCAAAGCUUAUUAUUAAGAAAUAAUUGUUCUGAAAGUAGCAUAUACCAAUGUGAAGAAUUUUUUAACACUGAAAUUGAAGUGAAUAGUGGUGAAUUGCCACAAACUUAUGAAGUUAAUUUUCAUUUUAGAAGUGAUCCUAUAGAAAUAGAUCAAGAUAAUUUUAUUGAUUUAACUAAAUGUGAGAAUGAUGAUGAAAUCAUAAUAUCGGAUGAUGAUUAUACAAUUAUAAUUAAUGAGGAAAUGGAGUGUAAAAGAUUAUUUGAGAACAUAAAUUCUGAAAUAGAAACUAGUUAUGAAGAAUUAACUCAAUUGUCUAUAGAUAACAAUAAACAAAUUGGUAUUGAAAAGUUGAUUAUCCAAGAAUAUAAAUUGAAUGAGGUAAUUAAAUAUGAUGAUGAUGAUCGAAAAAAUAUAUGUAAAAGUUCUCAAACUUUGAACAUUCAAGAAAAACAUAAUAUUGAUCCGUCAAACAUAGUAGAUUUGAUUGAUGUAAAUUGUCAAGAUGAUUCUCAAUCAACGAUUUGUGAUCACGAUUAUUACAACAAAUAUUAUGUAGAUGAUGAAACUAUGUUAGAAAAUGGGUAUGGUACAUCUAAAAUUAAUGCUGAAAAUAAGAAUAUACAUAUUUUAAAAAGAUCCAUUCAAAAUGAAGAUGAAAGGCUUUCAAAGAUUGUUUCUACACCAUUUCUGAAUGAAAAUGAUUUUUUGGAGGUAACAAGAGAACAUGGGAAAAGAUCAGAUCAAGAAGUCAAAUUGAGUAUGUCUACUAAUUAUGAAAAUAAUGAAACAAUAUUUAAUAAUAAUAAAAUUGAUGAACGAUGUGAAAGAAGUUUGUCAUUCAAUUCUAUUGAUGUAAAAAGAGGUUUUGAAUAUUCCAAUAAUGAUUCUGAAAACUCAAAUGAAUCUCUAUUAUUCAUGCCAUCUAGCAAAGAUUUAAAAAAAUAUGGAAUAGAAUGUGAAGAACAUGAAAAAUCUAUUUCCCCAUCUCUGAAUAAUUUAGAAAAUAAUAUCAGCAAUACAAAAGUUGUUCCUCAAUACAAAUCUCUAUGCUUAAAAAUAAAUGAUGUAUCUAAAAAUACAAAUAAUUUUGUAAGUUCUAGUUCUACAAAAGACUAUGAAGAUAAUGUUAAAUAUUUCUAUGAUUGCGAUAUUAGCAGCAUUGAAAAUUCUGAUGAAGAAGAUAAUAUAUUGUUGUCUUUUGAAAAAGAUACUUCAAUUGAUAAUUGCAUUUUUGUUAAAAAUCAAGACAGAUUGAAUGCAACCAAUAAUAUUAAUAAUGAACAAACUUUAUAUGAUAAUGAUUCAAAAAUUCAAGAUUUAAGUUCUUCCUCUGAGAGUUGUAAUAAUUUGAGUAAUGUUGUGGAAACUCCAGUUCCAUUUAUUUAUUCACCUAGUCAUGAUCAUCAGUAUGGUCAGAUUUUAAGUACAAGUAUGGCUAAGAAACAAAUUUUACAUGAUAAACCUGAAGUUUCUAUCUUUAAAAAUGAUAUUCAAUGUUGUACAAUGAAUCCAGCAUCAGAUAGUAAUUUUAAUGAGGAACAACAUUUAGAAGAUUCAAAUGAAAAACAUAAUCAAAACAAUAAAAAUAAGUUAAUUUCUAUGCAUAAGUCAACUAUAAAAAAGUCUCAAAAAUCCUUUAAAAAUAAUGAAUCCGAAACAAUAUCUAAAUUCAAUUGUGAGGAGAUAGCUAAAAUAAAUACAGUUCAAUUCAGUAGUUUUGAUAUGGAUAAAAGUAAUUUAAUUAGUGAGGUUAACAAAAAAAAAUAUUUAGAAGAAAUUAUUAAGAAUGAAAAAUUAUUUAAUAAAUUUGAUGAAAAAUUGGAUAUAAACGAAUCAGUCAUCUCACCUUAUAUAUCUCAGUCUUUAGAUAAAUCUACUAAUUCUCGAAGUGCAUUGGCAAAAAAAGCAACAGCAGAUAUAAAUAUCCAUGCUAUGAGUGAAAAAGCUUUGAACAUAUAUUUAACUCAACAAACAAUGACAUUAGAUGUUUUAGAGGUUUUACAUAAGUCUUUAGAUACAUGUCCAUCAUCUGGUAUAUUGAUGCAAGACCCAGAAGGGUUAGUUGUGUCUCUCAUGCCACAUCAAAAACAUGCUAUUGCUUGGCUAAGUUGGAGAGAAAGUCAAGAGCCAUGCGGCGGAAUACUAGCGGAUGACAUGGGUUUAGGUAAAACGCUCACCAUGAUAUCAUUGGUUUUGAAAGAAAAACAAGACAGUUUAUUAUCAAUGGUGUCUAUUGACAACAGAAGCACUGAUGUUAUAAUUGGUGGGACUUUGAUUGUUUGUCCGGCAUCCUUAUUGAGUCAAUGGGAAAAUGAAUUUAAGACCAAAUUGAAACCAGGAUUGUUAAAAGUUGCCCAGUUUAAUAGCAUAAAUAGAAAUAUAGUUGCUAUAGCAUUAGCUAGAUAUGAUGUUGUAAUGACAUCAUAUAAUAUAAUAAUGUGGGACUACAAAAAAAAAAAAUGUUUCUGUUAUCCAUUAUUCUUUAUUAAAUGGAAGCGAAUCAUAUUGGACGAGGCUCAUCAAAUAAGAAAUAAAAAGACACAAACGUCUUAUGCUGUUUGUAAGACAAAAUCUAUGUGUCGGUGGGCUAUAACAGGAACACCUAUUCAUAAUAAAGAAGCUGAUUUCUUUACUCUUCUAAAAUUCAUUCGUUGUCAUCCAUUUGAUGAUUGGAAUGUCUGGAAGAGGUGGGUUUGCAAUAAUGAUGAUGCUGGGAAACAUAGAUUAUUCCUGCUCGUUAAAACAUUAAUGCUUCGUCGAACAAAACGAGAACUUUCCAAAUACACAACAUUCAAAAUACCUAUUAAAAAUGUUCAUGAAAUUGAAAUUGAAUUAUCAAAAGAAGAACGAAAUGCUUACGAAAAAGUACUUCAAUUUUCAAGUAAUCUUUUUGCUACAUAUUUAUACGAUAAAGCAGCAAAAGAAAAAGUAUUUGACUCUAAUAUCAAAGUACAAAGUAAAGUUCAAUAUUUUCAAGAACAAAGUCAAGAUUAAGACAAAAUUUUCAAAGAUCACCCCGAGUUACUUAUGUUCAAAAAGUUUAAAAAUAUUGAGGAAAUACAAACACAUCAUAUAUUGGUAUUACUUUUAAGAUUGAGACAAAUUUGCUGCCAUCCAACUUUAAUUAAAGGACCUAUAAACGAAGGGAAUAUUAAUGAAGAUGUAGAGAGUAUCCUAGAAGAUUUUAAUGAAGUUAGUGAAGGUGAUUCAACUAUUAGUGAUUCAUUUUAUAAUGAAAUCACCGAAAUAGUGGACUGUCCAAACAUUAUUGACUUAUCAAGACUUAUGAGUCACCUUACACUUAACGAAGAACCUGCUAAGAAAAAUCCUGAGUUAAACAGUGACAAUAACAUUUUCAAAAAAACUUGGAUUUCUACCAAAAUAAAAGUUAUUUGUGAUUUGGUAAAAAAAAAUAUAUUAAUCGGUGGAACUGAUAAGGCCAUAAUUGUUUCGGAAUGGCCGAGCUUUUUAUAUUUAAUAAGGAAAAAUUUGGGUCAUUAUAAAACAGAAAUGUUUUCUGGAGCAAUUCCUAUCGUAAAAAGGAAUAAAAUCAUUCGGGAAUUUAAUAACCUGGAUGGAGGACCACAGAUUUUAUUGCUGUCACUGAAAGCUGGAGGUGUUGGUCUUAAUCUCAUGGUGGCAAAUCAUUUGUUCCUUAUGGAUGUUCAUUGGAACCCUCAAAUGGAAGCACAGGCUAGUGACAGAGUAUACAGAGUAGGCCAAAAAAAAACGGUGAACAUAUAUAAAUUUAUAUGUUCUAAUACGAUUGAAAAAAGAAUACUCGACAUUCAGAUUAAGAAAUUACAGAUCGCUAAUAAUUUAUUUGAGGGUACCAGUGCAAUUACAUCCAAAAUAACAUUGGAUGAUUUAAAACAGAUUUUUCAAUUCCAGUAAAUACAUUCAACUAUUUUUUCUUAGAAAAUUAUGUUUAAUAUUAAGUUUAUACUUUAUAUUUCUGAAAUUUAUUUUGGUUGAAUGUCAUAUUAUUAAAUAGAUA
Molecule: messenger RNA, 4652 nt
Organism: Rhopalosiphum maidis (corn leaf aphid)
Lineage: Eukaryota; Metazoa; Arthropoda; Insecta; Hemiptera; Aphididae
Product: transcription termination factor 2-like
Molecular function (GO): ATP binding; ATP-dependent chromatin remodeler activity
Source: RefSeq, a predicted model, not a curated record